Amoebophrya sp. A25 is the source of this 1863-nucleotide messenger RNA. NCBI's taxonomy places the organism in Eukaryota, Dinophyceae, Syndiniales, Amoebophryaceae. The record is from the annotation of a GenBank genome assembly.
AUGCUACUCAAUUAUCAAUCAUUCAAUUUCUCAGCUGCGCAGUAUCGCUGUCGUGGUUACAUUCCUCAGGUUGAAGGAAUAAGUAGAAAGAUGCUACUGGUACUAGUUUUAGAUUUAUAUCUGGAGCUGCUCUCACCCUCACAACAUUCAGAGCCACGCUCGUCUAGCUCUUGUCUAGAUGUCUCACGUAUGGAGGAGGAUUUGCUUUGGCGUCGAUGCGUCAAUUUAGAUUAUUUAGAUUUCUCCUUAGCAGGGACGAGAGCGGGAGCACUAGUAGUUCCAAUUGUUCAAUGGAUUAUUUACGUUGCUCAUUUCGGAUUCCACUUCGAGAAUAGCAAUACUUCUUACCAGAUUUAGAUAAUUUAGAUUAUUUAGAUAAUACUGACGAGCGCCAGGACUUCUCAAGUUUUACGUCUUCUAGCUACCUAGAUGAAAAAGGACUAAAGACACGUACAGCUGGUAGUGGAGAUUUGCCUUUAUUGAGUCUCGCGAUGAACUUACGGCCCGACGACAUCGACAGUAACCACAAUUAAUAUCAGAUGAUGGCGAUUGCUGAUGCAGAAGUUUUAAUAUCACUCAGUUGCAGAUCUAUACGUAAAAGAAGACAGGAGCAGGAACAUGAACAAAGAAUAUACCAUCAGAGCUGGUAUAUCAGAAGCAGUUCACUCGCACCAGGGGUAGCAUUCCGACUUGCCAGAACUGAUCGCCGGGUGAUGGACAUGGACGCGAAGACUCAGCAUUCUGACAUCUAAACUCGUCGGUUCUUGACACAGCGGGUCGGUUUGUGUUCCUUCUUGAGUUGGAUUGAGAGUCUAGGAUCUUCAAGAAGAAACCGAUCGACAACAUAUGAUCAACUGAUAGUGAUUUCCAUCUGGAGCUGGACUCACAUUCAGUUUCAGAGCCACGCUCUAGCGCUUGUCCAGAUGUCUCACGUAUGGUGGGUAGUAGAGUGUAGCAUUUGCUUUUGCGUCGAUGCAUUAAUUUAAAUUAUUGAGAUUUCUCCUUAUCAGGGACGAGGGCGGGAGUACUAGUAGUUCGAACUGUUCAAUGGACUCUUUAGGUUCCUCAGUUCGGAUUCCACUUCAAGAAUAGCAACACUUCUCACUAGAUUUAGAAAAUUUAGAUUAUGGUCUUCUCAAGUUUUACGUCUAGUGAUUUUCGCACUCAUUUCUCUUAGUAACGAUUUUUAUGGGUGGUAUACGUAUCAGAUUCAACCGCUACCUAGAAAAAGUACUACGUAGACGUAGAGCUGGUAGUUGUGGAGACUUGGGUUUAUCGCGUCCCGCGAUGAACUUACCCUCCGAGGACAAUAACCACAAUUAAUAUCAGAUGAUGGCGAUUGCUCCUGACGCAGGAGUUUCAAUAUUACUCAGUUGCAGAUAGAAUAACUUGUAUUUAUAGAACGGAUGUAGGAUGGACUUGGAUUUCGGAGGGACCUACCGAAGUCCUUGGGUCUUACUUGAAAUGCUUAGCGAAGCGGGGAAGUCCAUCCGUUCCAUCCCAUCCUGGAUCGGGCACCCCUAUAGAUUGUUCUAGUAUACGCAACAGACAGAAACAGGAGGAACAAAGAAGAUACCACUACAACCAGCAAAAUGGCAAAGCAGAACGAGCAGUCGCUCGCGCCAGAGGUAGCCAGAACUGAGCGCUCGCCGAGUCAUGGACAUGGCUGAUAGAGACAAGGUGUGAAAACUCACCAUACCGAAAUCUAAAUUGGUCGGUUCUUGACACAACGGGUCGGUUUGUAUUCCUUCUUGAGUUGGAUUGGGAGUCUAGGAUCUUCAAGAAGAAAGGGAUCAACAUAUGAGCAACUGAUACUGAAGAAAUCAACAAAUGGGGACCAUCCUCUGAGAAUAUUAGAUAUGA